UUAAAGAUAUGACAUCAGAUCACAUGGUGUCAGAAGCCGGCUUAGGACCAGAAGCAUUUCUUCCAAACGGUAAUGUUUUCAUUCCAUCUGCUAAAUCGUCUGAUGUUAACUCAAAUCCCUGUGCUAGACGGAGAGGUCGACAGCCGAGUUUUACAUCCAGAUCCAUUGAAGAAAAUAGUGUACAGAGUUACCUUGCCACAGCAUCAGGAAACAUAGUUUACGGGUUGUCUCCCAUGCCUGACCAAUCCACCAAAGCGGAUUUCCACCCCGACAACAACACUAUCAGUGAUCAGACACAGUUUUCACAUGGAGAUCCAGUGCCAGGUUAUUUUGAUACAGACGCCAGCUGUCACCAAAGAUCCAAUCUUUGUCACCAUAUUGGUAAUGGUAUUAACGAACACAGUAUGGUCAGUAUGAACUCUGAACCGACAGAAAAUUUGGCGCAAACAAGUUCUACUCAAGCCAGCUAUGAGGCAAGAAUGGACCAUUUCGUUCAUGAGGCUGGUCAGUUUUCCACAGAGUCCGAAAGUGAGCGAGAUGUGGGGUUUUCUGGCCACAGCACCAGUAGUAGUUGUCAGUUGGAAACAAGUCCCACAGAUCAAGAGCAGGUCGGUAGUGCUUGGAACAAUUUUCCUAUCGAUUGGUCAGACGCAGAAGCAGAUAUUUGUCUGCAUGGAAACAACAAAAUUGAUGAUCUCAUAUAUCAUUUUGAUAAGUUUUUCCGUGGACAGAUAGACAAUAAACUUAGCGAGAUGGGCGAUUUUAUACACUCUUUGAUGACGGAGCAGCAGACCCACGUGAGAUAUAUUGUCAACACGGCGGUCACAAACAGUCAGACUUGGGUAUCUGUUGAAAAGGACACAACACUUGGAUCUCCUGUCCGAAAAAUGACCCGCCUCUCCAGCGGUGAAACAGGACCGGAUAGUCUAGCGGUUACAUCACCUAUCACAGACCACGUAGAUUUGUCUGAUGCAUUCCUGUUCCAGAUGCGAUGACACCACAGUUUCUGGACAAAUCGGCACAAGUGUAAGUUUCCAUUAGGCUGAGUUUCUAUGCAUUUCAUUAAGUUUCGUUCUGUUAACUGUCCAUUGCAUCUCUGUUGAAUUAUUCAUAUCUCGGCGAGAACCUAUGUGACUGUCAAAUAUCAGAUGUUACUGGAAGAUUCAAGCCCACCAGGGAGUACAUAUCAAUCAGACUUACAGUUUAAGUUAAUACCAAAGUUCAUUCCAAGAAAGUUCGAUCGCAAAUAAUGGAUUAUAUAGCACUUUUGUCAUUUGACAGUAUAGUAGGCAAGUGUUGAGCAUCAAACGAAA
Molecule: messenger RNA, 1313 nt
Organism: Mizuhopecten yessoensis (Yesso scallop)
Lineage: Eukaryota; Metazoa; Mollusca; Bivalvia; Pectinida; Pectinidae
Exons: 6
Coding region: 9-995 (328 amino acids)
Source: RefSeq, a predicted model, not a curated record